This is a messenger RNA of Drosophila bipectinata, 639 nucleotides long. NCBI's taxonomy places the organism in Eukaryota, Metazoa, Arthropoda, Insecta, Diptera, Drosophilidae. The record is from RefSeq and is a predicted model, not a curated record.
AUGGCUUUUCAAAUAAGAAGAUCCUUCUUUGGAGAAGCCGUGGUGUUUAAGUUUACAAACAUUGUCUGUAAGAGCUAUAACGAGUCUUGGUUUGUUUUUCAUUACUGCCGAUUGAAGGCAGUCAGUCGGGAUAAGGUGAUUUUGAAUGCGAACGGUACCGUUCUUCACCCGGCUUAUUCGAUUAACAUUCAUGCCAAGGUCUACAAGAAGGAAAGUGGAUACAAGCCAUGGCUACUGGAAUCGAAAAUUGACGCAUGUCGCUUUAUGAAAAGGAGUUAUGAUCCUUUUGCCAAAAUUGUGUAUGAUUUUUUUAAGGAGUUUUCUAAUAUUAACCAUACCUGUCCAUAUGUGGGCCUGCAGGAUCUAAAGGGCUUCUAUUUAAGGCCUGAACUAUUAAUGCUUCCCAUUCCGAGUGGGGAUUAUAUGCUUUCAUUGAGAUGGUAUUUCCACAACAAACUAAUUUUUGACACCAACGUUAGUUAUCAGUUCGUUGAAGAUCUUCGUUUAGGAAAGUAACAGAUUUGUUUAAAAAUACAUUUUUUAUUUACGUUGAAUAGGUGUCUAAAAAUAUUCAUGACUUCAAGUCGGUUUAUCGUCAAGGAAAUUAAAGGUUUUUACCCCCAAAACGGCCACGUAUUA